AGUACAGCUCGACCUCCUGGUGACGAAUAUCACCUUUAAAAAAUUUUAAAACAAUGGCAUGGUGACCUUCUAGACUUGUGGAAAUCCCAGCAGAACCGUCCUUUUGUGGGCACAUUUUUUAGUGAAAUACCUUCAUGAGCUGGUACCGUCAGAUUAGCUUCUAUAUGUGCAGAGCUACAAAAUCACUAGCGGAGAAAAACUUCCAAAAUUCUCCUUUUUUUUUUCAUGACAAUCAGACGUUUUGCUGCUUGAGUUGGGUAAUGUGAUUACAGUUACAACGUAAACAACUAGUAUUAUGCAAUCUGGUCAUCAUCGUAGUCCACCGUCACCAUUAGAAACAUCGAUUAAAAAAUUAAAACAAUUAACUACAAGUGCAAUGUCAACUAAUGCUGAAAGCUUAGCGUUAGCUCAAAUGGUUAAAGAAAUAUUUUCGUCUCCAUCGUUUGUUCAGUAA
Messenger RNA from Didymodactylos carnosus, 454 nucleotides. Lineage: Eukaryota; Metazoa; Rotifera; Eurotatoria; Philodinida; Philodinidae. The record is from the annotation of a GenBank genome assembly.